Coniophora puteana RWD-64-598 SS2 is the source of this 201-nucleotide messenger RNA. RefSeq lists its product as uncharacterized. The record is from RefSeq and is a predicted model, not a curated record. NCBI's taxonomy places the organism in Eukaryota, Fungi, Basidiomycota, Agaricomycetes, Boletales, Coniophoraceae. The annotation marks the transcript as partial. The transcript has a single exon.
AUUAACUCUGGGUACAAGGCGAUUAAAUGUCUUGGUCUGAUAUAUCUCCUACCCUUGGCUUUGCUUUAUCAUGUCCUCCCUGAGAAAUACUGGAGGAAUUUCUGUUUUUUUGUGUGUGCGGAAUUUGACUUAUCAGCCAGUAUGGCAUCACUCCAGAACAGGUUGCCAAGUGUCACCAAAUCUUUGCUAAAUAGGAACUGA